Molecule: messenger RNA, 3001 nt
Organism: Linepithema humile (Argentine ant)
Lineage: Eukaryota; Metazoa; Arthropoda; Insecta; Hymenoptera; Formicidae
Gene: lovit
Product: loss of visual transmission
Cellular component (GO): membrane
Molecular function (GO): sucrose:proton symporter activity
Source: RefSeq, a predicted model, not a curated record
AGUCGUUCGCCGUCCGUCUGCGUCCGCGCUUUCUCGCGCAAGUCGAUCGCAAUGUGGUCCAGCGGACUUACAAACAAUUCGUCUCACGUUUCACAAAUAUUUCUCGCAAAAUCUUAUCAACGAUCCGGGAUGAUCAAAAACAAAAGUUUUGCUUCAUUAUUUCGAUUACAUGUGCAUAAUUGAAACGACAAAAUAUUUAUAAGAUAUCGUGGCGUUUUAAAAAGCUUGGUGUAACUUAUUUUAAAAAACAUGUGGUGAUAAAUAUAUAAUAAUAAAAAUUAAUCUAUAUAUGUGAAAUUAUAAUAAAAUGUUAAUCUGUUUUAAAACCAGUUUGUUAAAUAACAUUAAAUUAUGAUCAAAUCGUGCAAUUUAGCACAAUGUGCUUUCCGUUAAAACUGUUUUUGAUCAGUGCGAAAAUAAUUUAUGACUAAUAACAACAUAUUUCUGCAAUCGUCGGCCAGAAGAAUUAUAAAAUUUACGGCCUUGUAAAAAAAUCAAUUUUCUGAACAAUAAUGUACCUCAACACGCUCAAGUGGCACAUCGUUACCUCGUUCGCCCUGUAUCGCACGAGAUAAGAUUUCAGUCAUGGUGGACAAAUUGCACGAGUACGAAGGGCUGACGGGCAGAAUUCAUAGCGUUCGUGACACCAUCAAGGAACGAUGGAGCGUGUGGAAGGAAUGGAAGAACGGUUUGAAUCUGGAUCAAGGCCUGGAUGGAUUGAAGCAUCAAUUGCGCCGGCCGCCCAAGCUGGAACGCACGUUAGAAGAUUAUUCUCACAUUUACAGAAGAAAAACUCGCGCUGAGCUGGUCAGAGUGUCGGCGGCCGUGAUGGGAAUCGAGUUCUCGUACGCGGCGGAAACCGCCUUCGUGUCGCCGACAUUGCUGAAGAUCGGCGUCGAUCACCAGCACAUGACGCUGGUAUGGGCGCUGAGUCCCCUCGUGGGCUUCUUCGUGACACCCAUCCUCGGCAGCAUGAGCGAUCGCUGCAGACUCGUACACGGCAGGCGGCGACCCUUCAUUCUUCUGUUGGCCCUCGGGGUUUUUAUAGGUCUCAUUUUGGUGCCGAACGGCGAACAUAUCGGCUACGUAUUCGGCGACAGGCCGUCUCAUACGAACGAGACGAUUCCUCUUGGACAUCGCACAACGGCGAAGCUAUCCGAGGAGAGGACGCUUUCCGAACCGGUUGGCAGGGCUUCCUCGCACUCCUGGGGCAUUUUCUUCACUAUCCUCGGCACGAUGCUGCUCGAUUUCGACGCCGACGCUUGUCAAAGCCCGGCGCGAGCUUAUCUCCUCGACGUCACUAUACCUGAGGACCAUGCCAAAGGCUUGAGCACGUUCACCGUAAUGGCGGGUUUAGGAGGUUUCAUGGGCUACGGGCUGGGUGGCAUCAACUGGGACGCCACCUCGCUCGGUAUCAUGCUCGGCGGACAUCUACACGCGACUUUUACUCUGAUCACAAUCAUCUUCGUCAUCUGCGUCAUCUGCACGAUCACCAGCUUCAAAGAGAUACCCCUCGAAGUGCUCGAAAGGGAUCAGUAUCAGCAAGUAGACGAACCAAAGCCACCGGAAGAGACCGAAAGAACGACGGAAGGCAAGCGAGAUGAACACGAGAAGAUCAUCCUCGACGAGUCGAAGACAUACGGCGCCCUCGACGCCGAGAGCAACGAGAGUGAUCCCUCAAAAACGAAGGAAUCCACCCUCGAUCCGCUGUCGACGCAAGCAGCCUCUGAUCGUCCCGAGCAACCGGUCUGCGAAGGUAGCCACGUCAACUACGGCUUCGAUGAGGGCGAGGUGAAUCCCAAAGCCACCCUGAAAGAGUACCUGCUGUCCAUCGUCUACAUGCCGCGCAGUCUUCGCCAGGUGUGUCUGACGAAUCUGUUCUGCUGGAUGGCGCACGUAUGCUACUCCCUGUAUUUUACCGACUUCGUGGGCGAGGCGGUGUUCGGCGGUAAUCCACGAGCGCCCAGCGACACCAAGGAGCGGGAGCUCUACGAGGAAGGUGUGCGAUUCGGAUGCUGGGGCAUGUCCAUGUACUCGCUGUCCUGCUCGUGCUACUCGCUCAUCAUCGAGCGACUGAUUCAGCGCUUCCGCGCGCGAAAAGUUUACAUCUACGGGCUGCUCUUCUACAGCAUCGGCAUGCUUCUGAUGGCUUUAACAAAGCAUCCGGCCGGCGUGAUCAUCUUCUCGUGGACCGCCGGCGUCAUGUAUUCCACGCUAUUCACCAUGCCGUAUUUACUGGUAGCUCAUUAUCACGCGUCUUCGACCUUCGCCCUUACGACGGAAGGCGACGCGAUCUCCGGUGGUUUCGUACGUGGAUUAGGCACCGACGUCGCCAUCGUCUCCUCGAUGGUAUUCCUCGCGCAAUUUCUAUUGUCCUGCUGCUUGGGCACGAUCGUCAGUCUGACCGGCAGCACCGCGGCGGUGGUGUACGUCGCCAGUGUCCUGGCGAUGUGCGGCGCGGCCUCGGCCACGCAGAUCAUGUACCUGGACCUGUGAAUCUUCCUUGUCGGACUUUAGAUGUUAAGCCGUUUGAUCCUUUCGACUGCGCGUAGCUUUCGCCAACCUCGCAGAGAAGACUAAAGCGUUUCAUUCGAAAACACAAAACAUUCCAAAGGUAAAUAUAAGAUAAUCAAAAUAAAGAAUUCAAUAAAUUGUAAGAUAAUCAUCAAACAAUCAGAUAGUUCUUGCUUAAAUCCUGUUAAGUGUUUAGUAAGCAUAUCAUUCGGCUGCGACCUCGCUCGCUUUGCGUUAAAUAACUUCGCCGGAGUUAACCGGAAUUGUUGUUUCAACGCAUGUAUUUCGCCAACUAAUAAACUGUUAACAUUACAUUAAUAUUACGAUAAUUGAGUGUUUCAAAUAUCACUGUGCCAUCUUGAUUCGUUCUAACUGUAACACUUUGAUCGAUUAACGGACGGAUUAACAGGACGGAUGUAUAUGUAACGUGUAACAAAAUAACAAAUAAUUGUUAAACAAACCGUCAAUAUACGAGUCCCAAACUAAA